CCGCCGUGCUAGAAUAGCAGGCCGGCUGCUCGUCUCUUCUGUGCAGCAGAACCUGCUCCUCAGUCGUACCUGUCUGCAGUCUCUGGUCAUCUCCUGUACUAUGUCCGCAGUCUCUGGUCAUCUCCUGUACUAUGUCCGCAGUCUCAUCUUCUGGUCUCUGGUCAUCUGCUGUACUAUGUCUGCAGUCUCUGGUCAUUUCCUGUAGGAUGUCCGCAGUCUCUGGUCAUCUCCAGUACUAUGUCCGCAGUCUCUGGUCAUCUCCUGUACUAUGUCCGCAGUCUCUGGUCAUCUCCUGUACUAUGUCCGCAGUCUCUGUCAUCUCCUGUACUAUGUCCGCAGUCUCUGGUCAUCUCCUGUACUAUUUCCGCAGUCUCUGGUCAUUUCCUGUACUGUGUCCGCAGUCUCUGGUCAUCUCCUGUAUAUGUCCGCAGUCUCUGGUCAUCUCCUGUACUAUGUCCGCAGUCUCUGGUCAUCUCCUGUACUAUGUCCGCAGUCUCUGGUCAUCUCCAGUACUAUGUCCGCAGUCUCUGGUCAUCUUCUGUACUAUGUCCGCAGUCUCUGGUCAUCUCCUGUACUAUGUCCGCAGUCUCUGGUCAUUUCCUGUACUGUGUCCGCAGUCUCUGGUCAUCUCCUGUAGUAUGUCCGCAGUC
Molecule: messenger RNA, 650 nt
Organism: Staurois parvus
Lineage: Eukaryota; Metazoa; Chordata; Amphibia; Anura; Ranidae
Source: the annotation of a GenBank genome assembly